GCAAGCUCAAGGUCAACAAAGCUAAACAACCGCCAGAGGAAGAGGGUAUCUUCCCAAUAGAGGUCUUAUACGGAGAGGUCAAAGGGGAAUUACGAGAAAAAGAGAAACCUUAGUUUCUUGAGAAGGCAAGAGAGGAGGAAAGGCGAAGCAGUGAAGAAAGGGACGGAGAUACUGGUAUUUUGAGAAAAAAGUUGAAUAGUUUUGAGGAGUCAUUUGGUGGCCAUGGAUCCAACAUGCUCUUCUGAGAGCAUUUAUAACCUCAUACCCAGUGACUGGAAGGAGCCUCCCCAGCCUCCUAGGUAUAUAUCAAUUUUUAAGACGGCUGUAAAAGAGGACAUGCAAAAAUCUAAAACUGCGAUGAAAACUAUGGGACCACCAAAAGUUGAAGUACCUUCUCCAAAGGAUUUCUUGAAGAAACAUUCAAAGGAAAAACCUCUACCACCCAAAAAAAAGUUUGAUCGGAAUAAGCCCAGAAAGCCUCCUGUGCCAUUGAGGACCGAUCAUCCAGUCAUGGGAGUACAGAGCGAAAAAAAUUUUGUCACUUCAAAUGCAGCUGAUGUCAUUAUGGGAGUGGCUAAAAAGCCUAAACCAAUUUAUGUUGAUAAAAGAACUGGAGACAAGCAUGAUCUUGAAACUUCUGGACUAGUUCCAAAGUACAUUAAUAAAAAGGAUUAUGGUGUCACUCCUGAAUACAUAUGUAAGAGAAAUGAGGAAAUAAAAAAUGCCCAGGAAGAGUAUGAUAACUACAUCAAGGAAAACCUGAGGAAAGCAGCUAUGAAAAGGCUCUCCGAUGAAGAAAGGGAAGCGGUGCUGCAGGGGCUGAAAAAGAACUGGGAAGAGGUGCAUAAAGAGUUCCAGUCCCUCUCAGUCUUUGAUUCCAUGCCAAAGAAAGCCCAUAAGCAGAAGCUGGAAGAAAAAAUGAAGCAACUGGAACAUGAUAUUGGUGUCAUAGAAAAACACAAAAUUAUUUAUAUUGCCAAUAAGUAAUAAUGGAUUAUUAAAGUAUAGUAAUUCUAAUGUAAGAAAGAACAUGGAAAACCUACAAAUGAAACUAAAUUUUUCAAAGAGGAAAAUACUAUGAAGAGAAUAAAAAUAGUCUUUACCAAAUGCUUAAGUAAUGUUUAAAGAAUAAUUGGAUUUUUU
Molecule: messenger RNA, 1143 nt
Organism: Pteronotus mesoamericanus
Lineage: Eukaryota; Metazoa; Chordata; Mammalia; Chiroptera; Mormoopidae
Gene: ENKUR
Product: enkurin, TRPC channel interacting protein
Exons: 5
Coding region: 223-987 (254 amino acids)
Cellular component (GO): acrosomal vesicle
Molecular function (GO): calmodulin binding
Source: RefSeq, a predicted model, not a curated record